This is a messenger RNA of Chiloscyllium plagiosum (whitespotted bambooshark), 2693 nucleotides long. RefSeq names its product cilia and flagella associated protein 210 (gene cfap210). The record is from RefSeq and is a predicted model, not a curated record. Gene Ontology annotation, cellular component: axonemal microtubule. Lineage: Eukaryota; Metazoa; Chordata; Chondrichthyes; Orectolobiformes; Hemiscylliidae.
AGCUGGAAGUUGUUGGUGGAUCCCUUGCUUAGUAGAUAUCUCCAAGCAAUGCUUCUAGAUCCAUAGGCAGAAGCAACAUCUGAAAGUCAAUGCAGUGCAUGGCUGUGCCAUUCAAUUUGAGAAUGUUGCUGUGGUACCAAGACAAAUGAUAGAACUCAUCUUGCUGCUUGAUACAGGUAGAAUAUCUUCAGUCCUGAACACCAAUGAGUGUGUACCAAGGUGUCAUGAACACAGUGAUUUUCAGAAAGUGGAAGCACAGAAUUAUGACAAAACCAAUGACUCUGGUGAGUUACAUUUUCCAAAUUUGGUGGACCUUCGACAAGUGACAGUACUUCCAAAAGCAGAAUGGCAACGAAUCCAGGAUAAUUUGAAUAACGUAAAUAAAGAAGCAGAAUUUAUACGUGCUCAAAAGGAAGAAAAAGAAGCCUUGCAUUUAAAAUCUAAAGAAGUGACUAAAUACUGGACAAAUACCAUUGCAGGACAAAGGCAAAAAAGGCUCGAUGCAAGAAAACUGCGUCAAGAAAAGGAAGAAGAAGAAAGGAAAGAAAUUGAUAUAGAGGAAGCAAAGUAUAUGGCACAAAAAAGAAAAGAAAGCCUAGAGCGAGCUAAAACACUGCUUUUCUAUCAAACUGACAGAGUGAAAGGACUAAAUGCUGCGCUGAUGCUCACUGAAGCCCUGAAAGAACGUGAAGCACAGAUUGAACUGAAGAGAAAAAAAAAUAAUCUUCAUGAAAGAGAAGAGAAAAGCUAUAUGGAGGAAAUUCAACGUCGAAUUAACUUGGGUGAGGAUGAAGAAUAUCAAAAAUUAAUGAAAGAUAAAGAAAAGAGAAAGGCCCUUGCUGAAUUUCAUCAACAGCAAAUAAAGGAAAAUGGACAUUUAAAAGAACUGGAGAAACAACAAUAUAUAAAGGAGGGAGAAGAAAUUAAGAAAUUAGCUCAUCUGUAUCAGUGGGAGCUCAAUAAAAUUGAACAACUGAAGAGCCAAGAAAAAAACAACAAUAUGAUGAAUCAUAAGACACAUGUUGCAAACCUGAAGAUCAUUAAAGCACUAGAAAACCAAAAAGAAGAAUUGGAAGAUGAAAAUAUCAGACUAUUCGUUUCAGCAAAACAACAAAUGUUAAAACUUAGAAAAAAACGACAAGCAGAAAUAGACAAGGAGAAAGAGGAUCAUAGAAAACUGAUGGUAAGACUAAUAAGUGAACAGAUGAAAGAAGAAAUGCAGGAUGAAACACACCGCAUUGCCAAGGCUGCAGAAGAGAUGGAAGCUAAAAGACAGAUGGAAAUUAAGCAAAAGGAGGAAAAAACAAUGGCAGAUUUGAAGGCAAUUGAAGAAUACAGACUUAUGAUGAUGAAGAAGCGUGAGGAGAAGGAAAAGGAAGAAAAAAUACAAGCAUUAGAAGCUCUUCAUGCCAGGAUUGAAGCAGAUAGUUUAAACCAUGAACAAGACAAGAAAAAGAAGUUAAAAGCCCGAGAAGAGGGUGAGAGUGUGCAAGCCUUCCUUGUUGAACAAAUGGCAGAAAAAAAAGCAAAGGCUUUACGUGAUCGUACUGCUGAACUGGAGCACAAACAAAAAAGCUUAGCUCUGCUUGAAAUGGAAAAGAAAGAAUUUGAAGAAUAUGCACAACAAAUUAUAGAGGCAGCUGCAAAAAAAGGCCGAAAUAUUUAUCCACUUCUUAAAGCUGCUCGCCAAGGCAUUGGUGGUGGACGUGGUCCAGUGUUAAUUGACGAAAGUGGGAUAAGACCUAGUUAUCAGGUCAAGGACACCUCUGGAGUUCAACUUCCAAAUUAUAAACGCAGUACAACUGAGGCAAUUAAGAAUUUACAUGAUAAAUGUGAUAUUCAGAAAUCCAAGAAAUCACUGGGUUUUACAUGGUAAAAGCUUUGGAAAUUAGUGAUGUAUAUAUUGAUUUUCAUUGUUACAAAUAUUUUGCAUUAUUGAAAACUACAAUGAAUCUUUAUGUAAUCAUCUUCACAUCAGCAACCAAAUACAAUUCAAUUUUAAUAUAAUUAUUCUCUUUCAUGCACUUGAAACUAACAGCAUUUGAGUAACUAUUCCAGUAAUGUGUUUGAGAGACUUUAGCAAAAUAUGAAACAGUUACUGAAGGAUAAUAGCAAGUUUGAAGAGAUAAAUAAACUCGAUGUGAAACAACAUUUAUUUAUCUGCAUCAGUACAAAUAAAUUUUGGACUGGAAUAAAAAAAACUACACUAGAAUAUAUGUGAUUUGAAUGAAAUAAGUUGAUUAUAUUUUGCUCUUCAUCAGAUCGUGAUUCUAAUACUGUACAUUAGUUACAGGACUGUGAUAUUGUUAUAAUUUUUAAUGUUGGCAUUAUCAAUAACAAUAAAAUAAGUAAUUCAAAGUGAAAACAGAACAUCAAAAGGAUUCUACAACUUUUUUAAAAAUAAAAGUCAGAUUUAAACUAUUGUAAAGAAACCAGCAGGAUAGAUAGACCGGUUGUACUACAACACACAAAUGAGUCCUUCCUGGAAAAAUGCAGUUUGACAGCAGAUCUUCUACAAUUUUGUUGACUGGGUAAAUAUAUCAAACAUAAACUCAAGCAAAUUCAGCUAAAUUAAUUUUCCAUUGACAGCAUGAGAUAGAAAAUGUAGGCUGAGAAAUUAAUUUGAUCAGUUUACCAGAAAAGCUUUAUAUGCAGGUCUGAAAAGUCUGAGCAGCACUUAAAAUCACGCCUGA